GGUACGACGAGCCACGGCUGCCGUGUUAUAAAAGCUUGAGCGGCUGCAUUUCCAGCGGACAUUUUGACUUUGACCGUCCAACCCUCCCCAUAUUUUACACUAAUUUAAUAUACUAUCGUAAUAUAUUAUACACCGGCCAACGGUUGUAAUAAAUGUCAUCGUUAUAACUGCUUAAUGUCAGAAUCACGUUACAGGAACCCGUUUUUAGCGAUUACAUUUUCUCCCCAUUUUUCUUUCGCUCCUCUUUUCUAAUACUAUACAUACAUUAUAAAAAAUUAUACAAGUGAUAGAAUAUAUCUCAACAACACUAUCCAGUGACGAGAGCAACCAAGUCAAUCAAUUCCGACAGAUAUACAAUAAGACGAUAAAAAUAUGGCAACAAAUUGGUGGAAAUUAAUAGUCUUGCAAAUAUUGAUAACUACUGCAAUUGGUUCAACUGGAUUGGAGCUUGGUGACGAUUCAAAAUUGUCAAAUGAAAAUAUGAUUUCAUUAUUUAAACAGUUUUUAGAGGAUAUAAAUAAUCAACAUACAAACAUCAAAGAUAAUGAGAAAAUAGAGAAAAUAAUACAACCAUUGUCAUUGACAUCAAUAAAUGGCAAAUAUUUUGACAAAUUCACAGAGAAUGAAUUAAAAAAUGAGGAUUUACAGCAAUCAACAUUUGAAAAUCUUCAAAAUAUGAAAAGUAUUGAACAUUUUAACAAGAAAAGUGGUAAGAAAAACCAUAAAACAAACUUAUGUUAUUUUAAGAUUUGCAACAAAAAAAAAUCCAUAGAUGACUAUGACAAUUUCAUCCGUUAUGUAACAAAAAGAUAUUACAAUACACAACAGUUUUAAACCAUCAUGUUUUUGAUUUUAUUGGAAAAAAUAAAUUCGUAGUAAAUGUAUUAUUCCAAUAAAAUUAUAACAUUAAUAAUAAGUAGUUUGAUACUGUGAAGAUUCAUUUAUCAUAAUUCAUUAAUUAUAUCAUUAUUAUUCAUAUUUAUAUACAAAUAAUAAAAUAUAGUAAACAUUUAAUGUAUUAGUUAUGUCAGUUAGAUACUUAUUUAGAUAUUAUGA
Molecule: messenger RNA, 1056 nt
Organism: Rhopalosiphum padi (bird cherry-oat aphid)
Lineage: Eukaryota; Metazoa; Arthropoda; Insecta; Hemiptera; Aphididae
Exons: 4
Coding region: 373-834 (153 amino acids)
Source: RefSeq, a predicted model, not a curated record